Yamadazyma tenuis ATCC 10573 is the source of this 4662-nucleotide messenger RNA. RefSeq lists its product as uncharacterized. The record is from RefSeq and is a predicted model, not a curated record. NCBI's taxonomy places the organism in Eukaryota, Fungi, Ascomycota, Pichiomycetes, Serinales, Debaryomycetaceae.
AUGUUAAGAUCUAGCUUUCUUUUGACUCCCAAAAGAGUAGCUUUGGCCGCCACCAAGUUGUCUGGAUACAGCUUGUCACGUGCAUACACUGCCAGCAAUCACGUCGCCUUUUAUGCCACCAGCUCCAAUAACGAAGAGGUGGAGUACGAAAUCGAUAUCAUCACCUUAACUAAAACCCCCAAGAACAAACCAAGUAAGACAUCGAUAAAUGAUUUGGUUAACUUGAAAUUGAUCAAUUCUUCCAACAUUGACAAAGCCUUGGUCGAGCAGUCCAUUAACCAGGUCAACCAACUGCUUGAUGAGGAUUUAAACAAGUUUGUGUUGCGGUACUCAGUCGAGUUAAAUGAUUUUUUGCAGUUCAUCCGGUCUUCCUAUGAAAACAAGAUCCACAACUUCAACCAGUUGACAUCAGUGGAGAUUUUGAACUCCUUGUAUAUUUUCAAGGAUUUUUACUUGAAGAAUAAAAUCCCCAAAAUUACCAGGUACAACUACAUCAGCUACAACUACAUGUUUGACAACUUUUUAAAGUGCUUGAAAAAAUUCCCCAACUUGCCUGAAAUCUUGAAUGACUUGCUUUUGCUCAACAACCAGGGAAUCGACUUGUUAAAUUUGGGUAUCAGCAAGUACGUUGAAGAUUUGGAGAUUCUAAACAGGAGGCUCGACUUGUCAGACCAUUCUCUCACGUUUGAUGACUUUAUUCGGGAGAUUCAGAAAACCAUCAACUUCUACGAGUUCAACUUGGACCUGUUUGGCCGCAGCAAGGUGUUUACUGAACCAUUUUACGAAAGCUUCAUUCAGGCUAAUCGUUUGAAGAAUUUGAAGUCGAUCUUGACAAAAGUUCCCAACAUCGAACCGGUUGAUUUGGGGUGUUUGAUUAAGAACAAGCACUUCUUGAAGAUCGUCGAGUCAUUGAAUGCGGAUGCAGCAAGCCUGCAAUCUUCCAAGUCUGUAAACUUGAAGUUCUUGAAGUUCAUCAUUCCUGAUUCAGAUUCCAAUUACUUGCAAAUCAUUUCUGCUUUGAACCAGUUGAAGAGUCAGAAUGGUGCAAACAAGAUCCCUUUAGUGGAUACGAUGCAUAGUAGCUUGGUUGCCAUGAGCUGUAGUGGCUCUAUUUAUCCUUAUCAUAAGCCAUUGAACUUCCCUUUGACUCAAUUCAAGAUUUCCAAUGAUUUAGUCCGCAACUUUGAAUUUUCCAUGGUGUUCGACCAUAAAUUGUUCCUUUACAUCGAUGAGUUGAAGGCUUUGAACUCAAUGGGAAUUGACUUGUCGAGUGCCGAUGCUGUUAAUAAGAUAGGAGGUUUGAAAUUCAAGAGUGACUUGUUGGCGAUGAACUUUAAGUCUUUGGCUACACAAUUAUCUGAAUUUUUCAAAUCUGUAACAACAGAAAACACUGAUUGUUUGUUCAAACUCGUCGAAAACAAAAAUUGGAUGGACUGGUGUCAAGAGAAUUAUCACUCAAGAAUCCCCAGAUUAUUGGUUGACUAUUCAAAUUUAUCCGACUAUCCUUACAAAUCUAUCAAGAUCAGCACUGAAUUAUCGAGACUUUUACCAGCCUUGUCCAAGUUUUCUUUUGAAAACGAUAUCAAUCUUUCGUGUUUAAGCUUGGAUUACUUGUUGUCAAUUUUCAAAGAUUCUACUGUUGGCCUGGAAGUUUUGAGGAAAUUGUAUUUGAACCACGGGAAUGUUUAUUUGCAAAACUUGCAGGGAUUAUUAGAAGAUUUCAAUAAUCUUCAAUUCACUCUUCUCAAGUUUGAUUUACCCAAAGUGAAGGCUACCGAGGGUAAAGAUUUCAAAGACUUUACCCAAUUUGAAUUAGAAAAGCAUUUUGGUUACAUUCUGACUUUAAUUAAUGAUCCUUUGAUCUUGGACAACUUGGAUCAGUUGUACAGGGAAAACUCUCCACUUAAUUCAAUUGAUGCAAAACAGGUUUUAACUCAGUUAUCCGCUUUCAAAUAUGAGUUAGAGAUUUUGAAGGUUGAUGAGCUUCAAAAUAACUUUGCAAACAUCACCAGUGAUGAACUUUUGUUCAAGUUGGACAGGCGGAUAAAGGAAAUUUUGAGUAACUUGAACUCAAAUCCACAAUCGAGAUUGGGACCCACAAACGUAAUCAAGUUUAUCGAAUUGCAGAAAUUAUUAACCAAAUUAUUUACGGUUCAAGACGACUGCAGUGAAUUAGAUAAGUUCAUUGAAUACAGGCAGAUCCCUGAAAGGUUUAACUUACAUGAUUCUUCGCCAGACUUGUUCAAAAUUCAUCAGUUUAUUGGAAAGAACUAUAAGGAUUGCUCCAUGGGCGAGAUCUUGGAAGCAGUUAACAAUUAUACAGAAAGUCUUCCAGAACUGAGCACUUUUGACCGUCAAAGAUUUUUCCGUUUGUCAAUUAAAAUGAAGCAAUUAUUCAGACUCACUGGCGGGUUCACUGAUGUUUUGGACUCUAUCAUUGCUAACCAGGUUGAGUUUGAAAAGUUGGAAAGCAAAUUGUUAUCUUCGAAAAGAAGAAAAUUUGAAGCCAAGCCAUUAAUUGUGAAGAUAGUAAAGGAUAUCCCCGAACUGGCCAAGCCUAAAAAGACUUAUGUUCAAAUUCCAGACGAUUUGAAGAUCCACGAAUUUGCCAAAGAAUUGAACAGCUUGAAGGUGUUUGAAUUUGAAGGUAAAGAGCUCGGUAGCUUUACUCCUUCUGAAAUCCAAACUCUCUUGGAUGAGAGAAUUAACCAGUUCCUUGAUGGCUCGGUAUCACCAGACUGCUAUAUUAACGAUAGCAAUGUCGAAUGUUAUAGCAAGUUGUCCAGUAAAUUGGGGCAUUUGUUUGCAGUCAAUGGAGGACACACUGAUGUCUUAGAUGCUAUUAUCAACAGUGAACUAGUGUUUGAGUCAUUUGAAAAGCGUAUGGCACGGAAAGAAAAAACCUACAGACCGUUGCCAGAUGAUUUCAGGUUGCAAGAAUUCGUUCCUGAGAUCCAACAAGUGCAAAGUGAGCUUGAGAAACAAACAAAAGCUCAGAUUACAAACUUCAAGUUCUCCGAGGUCGAUUCUUCUGAAGUGUUGAAGGCGCUUAGCCUGAUGAUUGAAAAUGAAAAGAGGUUCAAUCUCACCAAGCGUGAAAACUUUGCUAAGUUGUUGAAGAAUUUGAAAGUCUUAUUUAAUUACAAUGGUGACAAUACUUCUGUUUUGGACAAUAUUUUGAUAAACCACGAGGUAUUGACUCAAGUUGCUUCCAAGCCAAAGGCUCAAGUCAAAUCGGAUAUGCUGGCUUUUGUUGAUUCGUAUAAAGAAUACUUACCACAAUUCUUUGCCACAGGGUUCAAAAACUACGAUUUGGUCAAUUUCUAUGAUCUUUCAAGUGAAGAUUUUUCAAAUAAAGUCAAACUGUUUAUCAGCCAUAUCAAAAAAGACUUUAAAUACCAGUACCCAACCUACAAGGAUUUCACAGAGAAGUUAGUGGCUUUAUAUGAACAAGAUCCUAUCAAUUUGGCUAUUUUGUUCAAGGUUAAUGAAGCUGAAGGACAUCCAGAUAUAUACGCAGUCAAGAAGGAAGUCAGCACCUUUAUGGAUAAAUUAUCUAAGAACAAAGAUUUGUACUCGAAAGAGGAUCCAGAACCUGGGGUUCAAUUCCAGAAAAGUACUGAAGUUCCGUACGAGAAGUUUAACAUUCAUGACUUUAAACUGAAAUCAGAACCAAAGGUUCAGGAAUUCAAGAGAAGUAUUGAAGUUCCUGUUGAAAAGCUUGACACAAAUGACUUGUACUUGAAAGAUUCAGAAUCCAAUGUUCAACAAAAGAGCAUCGAAGUCCCACUCGAAGAGUCAUGCAACCACGACGUCAAGCUGACACCAGUGAAUGGCGAAGACGUGAACUACAAUCAUGGAACAAGCAAGUUCAACAUUAAGGAAAGUACUAUGGAAGACUCUGAAUUGUUUGUACGGAACCAGAUUUUUCACCAGGUAGAGAAUAAAACUGGUUCUGCAGGGGAUUUUGAGGAUUUGUUGAAGAUGACUCCGGAAGAAAUCAGAUCCACUUACCACGCGAAAGCCAAGUUGGACAAAUUAAACAUCCAGAACUACUUGGAAAAUGUAAACGAACAGAAGAAACUCAGAGACGAAGAAGAAUUUAGACAAUUGAAGGCAUUUGAAUGGAGUAACAAUAAAUCCAGGUCUUUGGACGCAAAAACCUUCUUUGACCCUUGGAGUGAAAGAAGCCAGGAUCAUUUGCAGUAUCUUAUUCUUACUAUGGAUGGAGAAAAGAUCAUCACCGAGGAAAAUCCUUUGGGUAAAGAGCAAUUUGAGGAUUUACUUGCAGUGUUUGACAGAUUCAACGAAGCUGAGAUGAGUAAGUUUAUCAAAAAUAUCAACAGAUUGCAACAAAAGUCCUGGAAGUUGAUAGGUGGAGGAGCUGGUAAUUAUGGCAAGAUGUUGGUAUUCACAAAAUCUAAGUCCAAAUCCUCUAUGAGGGGGAUCUUCAGGAAGAUCCAAACGGUUUUGGCUGCAACUGGUGCUACCUUCAUGGUUCUCAUUGGUUUGAACUACUGGUUGGAUGCACCACAAACUCAAACCAUCUCCGUACCACCCAAGGAAGAGGUUGCAGAAAAAGUCAUUGUUUCAGCAGAGCCAUUGUCGCAGACUCAAGAUGGAGUUGAAUCCCAAUCUCAAGCAGGCUGGUUUUGGAAAUAA